AUGGACGACGCCAAGAAAUUAGCAUCCUGGAAGGAGUCCUGGAAGGAUUGGGUUAACAACAGCGCGCAUAGCCAAGAAGCCAAAAGAAUUCUGAAAGAGACAGGACCACGAGUUAUAAUGGAAGGGGUAUCUGAUUUUGUCGCCCAGGAAUUCCAAGCCAUGAAAGGGACAAAGGGAGCAAGAAAUGGGACUGACGUCCAAGAAAGCUUGAAUUCCAUGACAUUAGAAGAACUUCGCGAACACGUCAAGGGUGACAUUCCCAGGCUUGACGGGGGCGUUGAGCAGUGGAAAGCCAACAGACAGCACGGCGCAAAAAAGAUCAGCAAAAAAGUAGUGGAAUUUGUCGAUGACUUUGAUUCUUUUCUCGCCGGCUUCUCUGGCAUUGUCGAGGUUGUGAAACUGGUUGACAAUCAGUACGGCGGAACUGCGUCUGCUGUGCUGUUUAUUAUGUUCGCUACUGUCAAAGCCAAGGCUUUGAACGACAAGGCCAUCCUCUCUUCCAUGAAGCUGUUGGCACAUCGGCUGCCAGACCUAGACAUUUAUUACCAGGUCUAUGCGGACGAUAUUCUAGCCAAGAUGCUGUCCAAGGCAUACGUCGACGUCAUUUUGUUUGCGCAAAAGGCCACCAACUACUUUCAAGGACGAGGACUAGGUCGCGUUGUCAAGGGUUUUACCCAGCCCACUGUAUAUGCCGAUUUGGAACAAAGCAUGCUGCGAAAUUUCCAGGACAUUCGCUACCGAUGCAAUGCUCUGGUCUCGCAAAGAAUUUCUGAGCUAUCCCAGAGUAACACAAACAUAAAUGACGAGAAUGAAUCUCGCAAACUCCGCAAAAAGCUGCUCCGCAGUGGCCACUCGGAACCCUUGCCCAAGUCCACCCGGAACACACAGUUGGAUAAUCAUGCCAGACUACUAGCACACAAUUUUGAUCAGUAUAGGAACAUGUUUACCACCAUGACCGUUGCCAAGCUCCAGAGCACCCCGGAAUAUCGUGACUGGUCCGCGGCCCAAUCUUCCAUGCUUAUCCUCUAUGGCAACAACAACACGGAAUGCACCCACCCACCCCAGUCGUGGCUCUCCCUAGUAGGAGUAGAAUACACACAGCAACUCAUCCGCCAGAGUGUCGACAGUGCCAUCACAGGUGCCAAAACGAACGAUUUGGACAAUUUCAUCGUCGCCCACGUCGUUGGUCAACGCGGUGACAAGCACAUCGGCGCGGAGGAAGCCCUCGAAGCCAUUGCGGAUCAAAUUAUUGAGCAGCAACGGUGCGUCCUGCGCCGCAGGAGCGCUGCCGACCACAUCACCUUUCUGGCGGACAGCCCAACCCUGGAAGGCCGAGCGCAGCUGCUACUGGCUAUUCUCGACCAGUGCCCGCCACGGCCAGUCUUUGUCUUAAUUGACCGACUGGACCUGUGCGCUGAGGAUAAGACGUCGCGAGUUAUCACGCUGCUGAUGAACCUAGUACAGCUGGCGAAGGGUCGUCUGAAGAUUCUGCUAGUGUUCCGAAAGGAAGUGUGGGACGUGGACAGCCGAAGGGACUUGAUAGAGAAGGAAUGGCUAGUGUCGAAGAAACUAGUGCUACUACGGCGAGACCAGUUGUAG
Grosmannia clavigera kw1407 is the source of this 1599-nucleotide messenger RNA. RefSeq lists its product as uncharacterized. The coding region runs from base 1 to 1599 and encodes 532 amino acids. The transcript is spliced from 4 exons. Lineage: Eukaryota; Fungi; Ascomycota; Sordariomycetes; Ophiostomatales; Ophiostomataceae. The record is from RefSeq and is a predicted model, not a curated record.